Messenger RNA from Ceratotherium simum simum (southern white rhinoceros), 1007 nucleotides. It is a transcript of the gene ARRDC5, whose product is annotated as arrestin domain containing 5. The record is from RefSeq and is a predicted model, not a curated record. Gene Ontology annotation, biological process: protein transport. Gene Ontology annotation, cellular component: endosome; plasma membrane; cytoplasm. NCBI's taxonomy places the organism in Eukaryota, Metazoa, Chordata, Mammalia, Perissodactyla, Rhinocerotidae.
CCACCACCCCGACCCCCAUGUCGGUGGUGAAGUCAAUCGAACUCGUGCUGCCCCAGGAUGCAGUCUACCUGGCUGGCUCCAGUAUCAAAGGGCAGAUGGUACUCACCCUGAACAGCACCCUGGUGGACCCCGUAGUAAAGGUAGAGCUCGUGGGAAGGGGUUACGUGGCGUGGAAGGAAGAAAUUGGGGCCGCCCGCGAUUACAGCAGAGAUGUUAUUUGCAACAACAAGGCUGACUACGUGCAUAAGACAAAGACGUUCCCGGUGGAGGAUAAUUGGUUAGGUGCAGGCAGCCACACCUUUGACUUCCAUUUCAACUUACCUCCCAGGCUCCCUUCCACCUUCACCAGCAAACUCGGCCACGUCUUCUACUAUGUGCAGGCCUCCUGCGUGGGCCGGGAGCACAUUCUAGCGAAGAAGAGAAUGUACUUGUUGGUUCAAGGGACUUCGGACUUCCACCGAGAAAGCCCGUCGUCGCAGAAUCCUCUGAUCGUGGAGGCUGAGAAGAAGGUCUCCUACAACUGUUGCAGCCAGGGGACCAUCUCCCUCCAAAUCCAGAUGGAAAAGAACACCUUCGCGCCGGGGGAGAGGGUCGCCUUCACCACGGAGGUCCACAACCAGACCAGCAAGUGCAUCAAGACGGUCAUCGUGGCCCUCUACGCCCACGUGCGGUACGAGGGCUUCACGCCCAAGGCCGAGCGGCGCUGGCGGGUGGAGAGCAGCGAGCUGCUCCGGCAGGAAGCCAACACCCCGAUCACCCCCUUCGACACCACCACCAUCGUCAGCGCCUUCGGCCUCCCGCCGGUGUUAUCCGUGAGCGGCGGCCCCGGGGACGGCGAGAUCAUGAGCGCCCACUAUGAGCUGGUGGGCACCGUGCACCUGCCCUGGUCGCUGAGCAGCGUGAAGGUCAAGGUGCCCAUCACCAUCGCCAGCGCCCCCGCGGACUCGGACAGCUGCCGGCUGCCGGAGGGGGGCCUGGGCCCCGCGAGCCAGGAUUGCCCGAGUUAA